Molecule: messenger RNA, 1525 nt
Organism: Heterobasidion irregulare TC 32-1
Lineage: Eukaryota; Fungi; Basidiomycota; Agaricomycetes; Russulales; Bondarzewiaceae
Exons: 3
Biological process (GO): nucleoside diphosphate catabolic process
Cellular component (GO): membrane
Molecular function (GO): nucleoside diphosphate phosphatase activity
Source: RefSeq, a predicted model, not a curated record
UGCAUUAAUUCCUAGCAAGCGCUACAAGCUUGAUUGCAGCUGUUGCUUCCUUAAUAUGCCUCCUCCCACUGCGGCAGACGCAUGGCUUAAUUCUCGUCGAUUUGGCAUAGUCAUAGAUGCAGGCUCAUCAGGCUCGCGUCUGCAGAUAUACAGCUGGCGCGACGCGCGCGCUGUUCGAGACGAGCUCGGUGCAAAAGUGUACCAUUCGUUGCCAAAGGUUGAGAAAGGAACACAAAGCGGGGAGGAUUGGGUGACCAAAGUCGAACCUGGCAUAUCAUCUUUCUCCGACAACCCUGAAGGCGUAUCAGCCUAUCUUGCUCCCUUGUUGGCUCACGCCCGGGAACGCAUUCCUCCGUCGCUUCACGCCCAGACACCACUGUUUCUACUGGCCACUGCUGGCAUGCGUCUAUUAUCACCCGAACAGCAGGCUACGGUUCUUCAAUCAACGUGCCAUUUUUUGAAAUUCCAUUCGAACUUCCGCAUCGAUGAACCAUCACCAGCGGGGCCUUGUGGGUCAUCCAUACGAAUAAUUACUGGCGAGGAGGAAGGCUUGUUCGGAUGGAUAGCAGUCAACUAUCUCAUGGAUGGAUUCGGUCCGUCCGAUGCGGACCGAACAACCUAUGGAUUCCUGGAUAUGGGAGGCGCAUCAACACAGAUUGCGUUCGAACCGAGUAGAGAGGAACGGGAGAAGGCGAAAAACUUGAUUGAUGUACGGCUGCGUCUCAUGGGGGGCGAGGAGAUCCAUCAUCAGGUCUUUGUCACUACUUGGUUGGGAUACGGCACAAAUAUGGCUCGCGAGCGUUACGUUGGACGAGCUAUCAACGAAUACGAGCAGCAUCAGCCAUCGCCUUUGUCCGUCUCGUCUUCUGACUCAAGCGAGAUCAUUGAGGACCCAUGUCUGCCCAAGGACCUCAGACUCACCGAAUCACCUGCUCAUACUAGUCCUUCGACGUCCCACACCCGAAAACCUCACACUUUUCUUGGCACUGGGUCGUUUGGACAGUGUCUACAGCGCGUAUCGCCUCUACUCAACAGAUCUGCUCCUUGUCCAGAUACGCCAUGCCUUUUCAAUGGCGUGUAUGUUCCUCCGAUCGAUUUCUCCGUCUCUCAUUUCAUCGGAGUCUCAGAAUAUUGGUAUUCAUCGGAGCAUAUCUUUGGGUUAGGGGGCGCUUACGACUUCGUACAGUAUGAGCGAGCAGCGCUCGAUUUCUGCGGGAAAAAUUGGUCCGAUAUCCUACAGAUGCAUGAGCAAGCCCGGCAGCGCGGUCGUCUCGGUGGAGAUGGGGAGAUGCAAUGUUUCAAGGCGGCUUGGAUUGUCAAUGUCUUGCAUGAGGGCCUCGGAAUGCCAAGGAUUGUGGAUCCAGGCGGCAACGUUACAUCACAUCCUGAUGCUCUCGAAACUCAUGCUCAAGAGAAGGGCCUGGGUCGCCCAACGUUUCAGUCCAUAGAUUCGGUAGGCGACAUCGCUAUCAGCUGGACGCUGGGCAAAAUAGUCCUUGAGGCAAGCAAAGAUAUCCCACCUCUU